GCUAGUAAGAUGGAAGAUGAGGAGGUCGCUGAGAGCUGGGAGGAGGCGGCAGACAGCGGGGAAAUAGACAGACGGUUGGAAAAAAAACUGAAGAUCUCACAAAAGGAGAGCAGGAAAUCCAAAUCUCCUCCCAGAGUGCCCAUUGUGAUUCAGGACGAUAGCCUUCCCACGGGACCCCCUCCACAGAUCCGCAUCCUCAAGAGGCCAACCAGCAACGGUGUGGUCAGCAGUCCCAACUCCACCAGCAGACCAGCCCUUCCAGUCAAGUCCCUAGCCCAGCGGGAGGCAGAGUACGCUGAGGCCAGAAAGCGGAUCCUGGGUAGCGCCAGCCCUGAGGAGGAGCAGGAGAAACCCAUCCUCGACAGGCCAACCAGGAUCUCCCAGCCUGAAGAGAGCCGGCAGCCCAAUAAUGUGAUCAGACAGCCCCUGGGUCCUGAUGGGUCACAAGGCUUCAAACAGCGCAGAUAAAUAUGGGCAAAAAAGGAUGCCACUGCUGCUGCCAUCAACGCCUCCUGGGUCGUCUGCUAUGGGUCGCACUGCCGUGGCAGACAGCUGGACUUGAGCAGAGGGAACGACCUGACUUACUUGCACUGUGAUCCCCUUGCUCCGCCCACUGUGACCUUGAACCCCAUGCACUGUGACCUCCCCUUUGCUCCCUUCCCACUGUGAUUGGCAUGUUGACAAGGGCUGUCUCAAGUCAAUGGAAAGGGAAAGGGUGAGCGCCAGGGGAGGUUUGGGGGAACCCACCAAGGACUCAUCUAGAGUCAGACAGUGCCACUCGGGGUAAAGCCAGUGCCAGCAAUAACAGUUUAUCAUGCUCAUUAAUUUGGGAUUUUAAAACACAAAUGAGAACCCUUUCCCCAAUGCAUGUCUUUUAUCACUUAAAAAGCAAGUUCCAUUUAAAAUAUCCUUUAUUUUCUCCUCCCCUCCCUGUUUUUGUUUGUUUAUACCUGAUAUCUGAUUUGCAAGAAAAAGCGCAUGGCGGGGGGAGGGAUUUAGCAGUUUAAGGAAUUUUUAAUUGAGAAAGGGUAGUUUGCUAGUAUACUUAAAAAUGUUCUGGGAAGGAACCUUAACCAAUAGGAUUUGGUGAGCUUAGCUUCUUCUGUAUUCCUACUGCCGCCCAGAAAAGGGGCAGGGCUCUGCAGCCCCCAGGACAGAUGUACCCCAUGCCUAUACCUCCCUCCCACAGCUAAGACCCAGGGCAUCUUGGUCCUGCCUGGAGACUGGGCUAGCUCUAUUGGCUCAGAGAGCCUGGGGAGGGUGCCAACCCCACCUCUAGUAUUUUGGGAGAUAGGGAAGGUGAACAGACUUCCCUUUCCCGUACCCCUCAGGGUGGUUCCCUACCAGCCAGGGAAGCUACUUCUAACAGAGAGUCUAGUGUCAGAGCCUGACACUCUGUACUCCUGGACUUAGAAGUGAGGGAUGCCAGGCUUGUUCAGUAUUUUGCUAUCAGCUCAAGGAAAGCAAGGGGAGAGUCUGGCUCCAGAACUCCGAGUCUUCUGCCUCGUGUGGCCAGGAGAUGGGUAGAUCUUCCUCAAACUCUCCAGCAUCUGUAGUGCUCCAUCUCUCUUGAUGGCACCAUCUCAGUAACUAGACCUGGUGCGUUUCUUCUUUUGAAAUCAGUACCUUGGAAGCAAACCAUUUUGAA
Elephantulus edwardii (Cape elephant shrew) is the source of this 1648-nucleotide messenger RNA. It is a transcript of the gene SZRD1, whose product is annotated as SUZ RNA binding domain containing 1. The record is from RefSeq and is a predicted model, not a curated record. The transcript is spliced from 4 exons. Lineage: Eukaryota; Metazoa; Chordata; Mammalia; Macroscelidea; Macroscelididae. Bases 10 to 468 code for a protein of 152 amino acids.